Messenger RNA from Phytophthora infestans T30-4, 2730 nucleotides. RefSeq names its product anoctamin-like protein. Gene Ontology annotation, molecular function: chloride channel activity. The record is from RefSeq and is a predicted model, not a curated record. Bases 1 to 2730 code for a protein of 909 amino acids. Gene Ontology annotation, biological process: chloride transmembrane transport. The transcript has a single exon. Lineage: Eukaryota; Oomycota; Peronosporomycetes; Peronosporales; Peronosporaceae.
AUGCCGUCCUUAGCCGACGCGUAUGAUGCCUUCACAUCGCCUGCGACUGCGCACUCCGCCGUGGAUAUGGAGUUCAGCUCCAUGCAGAGUGCGCAGUCGUUUGUGCUACACUCCACCAGCAGUGACAAAACGCUGUACGACCACGACUUGGUCAUGGUCUUCCCGAGGCGCGAGGGCGGCGAGCUCAAGAAGCCCGACGACUUCACUUUAAACAGCUUUGUACACCUCAUGAUGGGCAAGGACCCGGAUCGCAGUCAGCGCGCUGACAAGAUCGUGGUGGACCCUUUCCAGCGCGUGUUGCGCACACCACGCUGCUUCCUGGACGAACGCGGCUGCGACGUGGUCAUGGAUUCGAGCAACGACCACAGCGAGGAGAGUGAACAACGUCGUCUUGAAACGCAGCAGCAGCUGCUCAAGAGCGAAUAUGAACAGUAUAUCGGCACCACUGAGGCCACGACUGAGGCGCAGUUCUGCGAGCUCGUGGCCACCGCCAUCGCCCGCCGCGUGCAGCUCGCAUGCGGCCUCACCACGCGUAUGUUUCUAAGCUGCGACGCCGAUGAGAUCAUUAUGACUAUCAAGGCAGACAACGACGACCUGAGAGUCGAGGCCGAUCGUACCAACUACAGACUGCAGGUCAGUAACAAACCUUUUGACAAGACACUGCACGAGAAGAAGCUCAAGACUUUGCAACGUGAGAUGGGGGAUAAAGAAUGGCAGAACUCCAUUGACCACCUAAGACAUACACGUGGCUGUGUUAACGAAGACGCCGAGUACCCGGAGAUGGAUCCGUUGCUAGUCUCGCGUGGAGAAGAGUUCCAUCCGGAGCUACGCAAGGCUCUCGAUAUCUGGGGACAUACUGAAGAGGCGGACGGUUUAUUUGUCGAAGAUGACACUUAUCGUCGCGUCCAGGGAAGUCAUUGGGACCGCUUCGUGACGUCGAUCUUCGCUCUACCUUACGAUCCGCUGACGUACUUUGCUCCGUUCGCAGAGUAUCGUCAUGAGGAGAAGUUUCAGCCUUUCUACCGACGUUAUCCCAUCAAGUGGGAACAGAAGAAAGAGGAGACGUUAUUCUCGCAAAAGGAUCGCAUACGUCUCGCGGAGGGCAUCGUCGAACGUCAUAUUAACGCCGACGCACUGGAAGCGGCCGGGUAUUUGCAGGGCCAAAUGUUUGCUCUCCACGACGCCAAGGCGCUGCAUGAUCUGCGUCACUCGUGGGCUCUGCACUGGACCAUGUUGUACCAACCUUUGCACAAGAUCCGCUAUUAUUUCGGAGAGAAGAUUGCGCUGUAUUUCGCUUGGCUCGAGUUCUACACCAAGAUGCUCGUCUUCCCGGCGGUCGCGGGGAUCAUCACGUUCGUGUACAUCGAAGCGCGUCAAGCGGUCACGGGCACCAACCAGCAAGGAUACAUUCUCAUCGCCUUCGCUGUGUUUGUGGUGCUAUGGUCGUCUUUGUUUUCGGAGCUGUGGAAGCGUAAAAAUGGUCUGCUGGAUUCGCUCUGGGGUCUGAGUGGGUUACAAGAGUCAUUCCGCUAUCGCCCUCAAUUCCGCGGUACCAAAAGCUACCACCCGGUUACUGAUGCCGAGGAAGUAACGUUCGAAAGCAAGGCGAAGCGGCGACGCGCCUUCAUCGUGUCCGUCUUAGUCGUGACGCUUAUGGUUGGCAUCGUCAUCGUGGCUCUCUUUGGUCUCUUCGUCUUGAAACACUGGAUCAAUGACAGCGACAACUUGGAGCACAACAACAUCAGCGCCAAGUACCAGACGCCGUUGACGUUCGGUGUGACUGUGAUUAACGCCAUCCAGAUUCUAGUGCUCAACACAGUCUACCGCAAUGUGGCACGUAAGCUGAAUGAGUUCGAAAACCACCGCACGGACGCCGAGUACGAGAACUACCUGGUCAUCAAGGUUUUCCUCUUCCAGUUCUGCAACUCGUUCGCGUCGUUCUUUUAUAUCGCGUUCGUCAAGCGUGCUGCCGAGGGCUCGUGUCUGUACGAAGACGACUGCAUGCAGGAACUGCGCGACCAGCUGCUCACUCUGUUUAUUAUCCGCAUUGUGGUGGGCAACACGACGGAAGUGGCUGUGCCGUACUUGAAAUACCGCUACCAGCUCUUUGCUGAGCGCAAAGCGGCGAACACGGAGGAGAAGACUGGCCACAACUACAUCGAAGAGCAGGCGAAGCUUGUGCCGUACGAGAGCAACGAGGCGUUCGAGGACUACAACGAGAUGGUCAUCCAGUACGGCUUUAUCAACUUGUUCGUCGUGGCGUUCCCGUUGACGCCUCUGCUUGCACUGGCCAACAACGUGCUUGAAGUUCAUGUUGAUGCCGUGAAACUCUGCUUCGUGCAUCGUCGCCCGUUCCCACACCCGGCUAAAGAUAUUGGCGUGUGGUUUUACAUUCUCCGCUUCAUGACGUACAUUGCUCUCGGUACAAACUCUGCGCUCAUUCUGUGGACGUCCGACUUAUUUGAAGAUCAGACGGGAACAGUUCGGGCCUUUAGCUUCGUGGUGGCGUGUCAGGUGUGUUUGGUCUUGGCCGUUUUGGUGGAGCGCGUUGUGCCUGAUACCCCUCGCGAGAUUAAACUGCUUCAGGAGCGCUAUGAGCACAUUGUGAACGUCGUGUUCAAGGGCCUGUUUGAGGGCGACAGCUCGAAACUCAACGAGGUUGCCGAGCGCUUGGACCUUCAGAUUUAUCCCAACCAUGAGUGGGAAGAAUCAAAGCAACACUACGCGUAG